UCAGUGACCCCCUAAGUGGGGGUUCCCCCCCGCCAGGACCAUCCAGCCCGACUCCAGCCUCUGUUGAUGAUGAUGGAGGGAAUGAAGGGGGAAGGGGUGUAACAGCGAUGACCUUGACCCUGAACUCGACCUUGGCCCCCACCCCGCCGCUAUCCACCAUGCUGCAGCCCCUCACCCCACUUUUGGGGGACAGGCUUCUGCCGGCUCCCCCUCUCCGUUGCUACCGGGAGGAGUCGGACACCCGGUACCGGCGGGAUUGGCUGCGGUUCCGUGACGCGGAGGGGUGGAACCGCAUUACCACCGGGAUGAGCGCGGCCGAGGGCCGGCCCCGGUGCCGGUGGGGCGGCGGCGGCGAGGCGGUGCUCCGUGCCCGUGCUGAGGCCGCCGGUUACCGGAGGCUGCUGCGAGCCCGAGCCGCCGAGGUGGAGGCGUUGCGGGGGGCGGUGGGCGCGUUACACCGGCAGCUGGAGGGGCUGCGGGACCGGCGGAGCGGGGAGCUGGCCAAGUACCAGGAGCGGGUGGCGGAGCUGGAGCGGGAGAUCGGGGCGGCGGAGGCGGAGAUGGCCCGGUGCCUGCGGGAGUACCCGGCUCUGCUGCGGCUGCGGAUGGCGCUGGAGGCGGAGAUCGCCGCGUACCGGGAGAUGCUGGAGAGCGAGGAGCUGCGCCUGGGCGGCCUGGCCCCGCCGUGACCCGACCCCUGGAGUCCCGGUCCCAUCACUGGACCCCGGCCCUACCGUUACCACUGGACCCCCGGUCCCGGGACCGGAUCUCCAGCCCCACCACCGGACCCCGGUUCCUCCGCCGGACCCCAGACCCCCGACUCCUGCGCCCCGGGCCAUGGCUCCCUGGCACCCUCUGGACCUCUCUGGACUCACGGAACCCCGGUCCUUCUGUCCCCACGUUCCACGGGUCCCCCGGACUUCUGCGUGCCCGCCUGCCCCGGGACCCCCGGGAGGGCAGCGCCCGUGGGGACACACACUCACCAGCCUCUCCGGGGUGGGGGUCCCGGCCCAGACCCGUGCGGAAGCACCUCAAUAAAGCCCCGUGGCAUCA
Molecule: messenger RNA, 1053 nt
Organism: Corvus hawaiiensis (hawaiian crow)
Lineage: Eukaryota; Metazoa; Chordata; Aves; Passeriformes; Corvidae
Product: alpha-internexin-like
Exons: 3
Coding region: 108-689 (193 amino acids)
Biological process (GO): neurofilament bundle assembly
Cellular component (GO): axon; postsynaptic intermediate filament cytoskeleton; intermediate filament
Molecular function (GO): structural constituent of postsynaptic intermediate filament cytoskeleton
Source: RefSeq, a predicted model, not a curated record